AAUGCACAAUCUGCGAUGAAGAGAAUCAGAGAAAGCGAGAAGAUGUACGAGACUGAUAGAUGAUCGUUUGCGAAGAGGGAGAAGAAGAAAGCGAUUGUUAGACUAACCACCAAUUCUUUUCCUUUUCCUCCCUUUAUUAAUAACCCAAAAACAUCAAUGAUCGAGACAAGGGAGAAUUGCGAUCUAUUUAAAUUCCGAAGCCAGACGAGACCAACGCCGCCGCUAGACUCCGUCUCUGUUCUUCACCAUUACAGGGGUCAUGGAUGCCAAAAGAUUUGAAUUAAGAAGCUGCUGGAGAGAUUCAAUCAGCUGUCUCCCUGACGAGGUUCUGAGCAACAUCUUAUCCUUACUCCCCACCACGAAGCAAGCUGCUUCAACAUGUAUUCUCUCCAAACGAUGGAGGUAUCUCUUCACAUUGGUGAACAAUCUCUAUAUCGAUGAUUCCGAAAAGGACGACAGCGAGACAACAACAACAACCACGACGUACUUGUUUCCCGAGAGUUUCAAGAGUUUCGUGGACGCAACGCUUUCGCAAACCCACCCGAUCAACAAACUCUCUCUUCGAUGCCACGUGGGCAAAGACGAGGACGAUCCCCAAAAGGCUUGCGUGAGCGGCUGGAUAACCAACGUCGCUAACCGCGGCGCUCGGGAGCUGGACUUGAGGAUAAAAGACAAAGGCAUACACUAUCUCCCUCCUCGCCUCUUCGCCAGCGAAACGCUCGUUAAGCUGACGAUAGGAACACGGCUCUAUCUCGGAACGAUCCCUCCCAACGUCUCGCUCCCGUCUCUCAAGACUCUCUUCAUCGACACCGUUUUCUUCGAGUACGGAGAUCUUUGCUGCGUGCUCCUCGCUGGCUGCCCUGUUCUCGAGGAGUUGACGGUCCAUCACCACAACUUCUCCGCUACCCCUCACACCAUAGCGAGCCGGACCGUCAAGAGACUAUCGGUUCACUACGAUUCCCCCAUUGAUGUUGAUAACUGUAGCUUCAUGUCCUUUGACUUGCCCAAGCUCGUCUAUCUUGAAUACUCUCAUUGUGCCUUGAGAGAGUAUAGACAAGUUAGUCUUGAGUCCCUUGUCGAAGCUAAGCUGGAUCUUUACCCGGACAGAAAUGCUGGUGAGAGGCCAGAUGUUACGGAUCUCAUCAUGGGGAUGCGGAAUGUGGACAUCCUUCAUCUUUCUCCUGUUUCCGUUGAUGUGAUUUAUUUUUACUGUUGGGAUGGGUUACCGGUGUUCAACAAUCUUGUUACUUUAUCCAUGGGGGGGAUUAAGAGUAAGCGAGGCUGCAAGUUGCUGGCAUAUCUACUUAAGCAGUCUCCAAAGCUUGAAACUCUAAUCAUCCAGGAUCUGAAUGGUUACCAUCGCUCUGUUUCCAUGCCACUGAACAAAGUCAAGAUGUUGCAUAUUCUUGAUUAUCAUGGAACUGCGCUAGAGUUGAAGACUUUUCUGCAGGAAUUCCAUUGUCUUGUUAUGGUUCAGUUGGAUAUCACAGAAGCUGUAGAAGAUAGUGUGCAAACCAAAAGGGAUCUAAUGAUGCUUCUGGGAGCUUCACUUCCAUCCAAGUGCCAGUUCAGAGUCACAUAAGCUUAAGAUGUUGUAUCCAACUUAAAUAUUAUGACAUCUGACUUCCUUCUGAAAACAUUUUUUCUUUUCUUUCUGCAUUGUGUAAAGUGUCAUUCGAAUGCUUAGCAUUUUGAUGAAUUAUUAACGUUAAUGGAGCUUCUUAUUAAUA
Messenger RNA from Brassica oleracea var. oleracea, 1730 nucleotides. RefSeq names its product F-box/LRR-repeat protein At3g60040-like. Gene Ontology annotation, molecular function: protein binding. Lineage: Eukaryota; Viridiplantae; Streptophyta; Magnoliopsida; Brassicales; Brassicaceae. The transcript has 5 exons. The record is from RefSeq and is a predicted model, not a curated record. Bases 260 to 1582 code for a protein of 440 amino acids.